GAAAGGGCAGCCGGAGUUCCACACUUUGCCUCCUUCUCAACAAAAAUCAUACAAAAUACAGUAACAACACUCCGCAAGAUACUUUUUUGCGCACCCAUGUGUUUCUUUGUCGUCAGAGUUCGAUAGGCAUGUAGCUAGGUAAGUUCAAGCCGUUAGUUCAGUGAACGCUGAGGUCAGCUUACUGCAGGAAGGAGGAGAAGAAGGGGGAAGAAGGAAAACUUCUCGCACAGAGCGGUUUUGGACAGUUUUAGAAGUGAGGGUUGAGAAAAGUGCAAGACUGCAAGGCACCUCAAAAGUACACGACUGACAUCUACAAAAAAGCAGUAAAAGACAUAACUGCGAGGAGAAGACAGAAAAUAUCAAGACACAGAAUAAGAGAACCAGCCCAAGAGAACACGUGUCCCGGCUCCAUGAGACGCUGAGGAAUGAGAAGUCACCAUGGAAGCCCAGUCCCAUGCCAGUUCCGCAGCUGAGAAGAAGAAGAGGGUGGAGACCAUUGUGGCCAGCAGAGGCUCGUCAGGCCGAGCUGAUGUUAGCGAGAAGGCGGUAGCCUCCAGCACCACAUCCAAUGAAGAUGAAAGCCCGGGCCCUCCCUACCACCGCGAGAGACGCAACGCCAUCGUGGCUCAGCCGCCACCUGCCGGCACCGCUGUGGGCAAGCUGAGCGAGGAGCCCUCCACUUCCACGGAGGAGCGCCCCUCGUUGGUGAAAAAGGAGAUGCACGGCUCUCUGCCCCACCUGGCCGACCACGCGCUGCCCUACCGCGGCACACUCUUUGCCAUGGACCCCCGCAACGGAUACCUCGACUCCCAUUACCCUCCUCCUCAGUUCUUCCCUGCCUUUCAUCCUCCAGUGCCGAUCGACGACCGUCACACUCAGGGGCGCUACAUCUACGAGCCAUCACCCGUGCCCCCCCUGCAUGUUCCCCCUUCUCUAGCUGGCAGCCCAGCGUUUUCAGACAUCUCCCUGAUCCGGAUCUCACCUCACCGGAACCCCUCUGUGGGGACGGAGUCCCCCUUCAACCCGCCGCACCCUUACAUCAACCCCUACAUGGACUACAUCCGGUCUCUGCACAGCAGCCCCUCCCUUUCUAUGAUAUCAGCAGCUCGGGGCCUCAGCCCAGCUGACGCGCCCCACACUGGCUUGACCACAGCAGAGUACUACCACCAGAUGGCGCUGCUAGCAGGUCACCGCAGUCCGUAUGCUGACAUCAUUCCGUCUGUGGCGUCGACCGCUGGGGCAGGGACCAGUGCCCUGCAUAUGGAGUACCUGCACGCCAUGGAUGGCUCACGGUUCCCCAGCCCCCGGCUCUCCGUCCGCCCCAGCCGCAAGCGUACCCUGCCCAUCUCCCCGCUGUCAGAUCACAGCUUCGACCUCCAGACCAUGAUCCGCACUUCGCCCAACUCGCUGGUCACCAUCCUCAACAACUCGCGCUCCAGCUCCUCCACCAGCGGCUCGUACGGGCACCUGUCCGCCGGCGCCAUCAGCCCAGCACUCAGUUUUGCCUACCCCCCAACACCCGUGGCUCUGCACCAGCAGCUUAUUGGCCGGCAGCCCGGAAUAGUGGGGUCUGCGUUUGGCCACAGUCCGCCCCUGGUCCACCCAGCACCUGCCUUUGCCACCCAGCGGCUGAUCCCGGGCAUGGCACCGCCCCCGCUGGGGUCCACAGAGCGCAGCAUUGCUCCCACCGACUCCUCACAGAACAAACCAACAAGUGAGUCUGCAGUCAGCAGCACUGGGGACCCCAUGCACCACAAGCGUUCCAAGAUCAAGCCCGACGAGGAGCUACCCAGCCCCGGAGCAGGGAGCGUGCAGGACCAGCCCGAGGGGAUGACACUGGUGAAGGAGGAGGGAGACAAGGAUGAGAGCAAGCAGGAGCCGGAGGUGGUGUAUGAGACCAACUGCCACUGGGAGAGCUGCUGCAGGGAGUUUGACACACAGGAGCAACUGGUGCAUCACAUCAACAAUGACCACAUCCACGGGGAGAAGAAGGAGUUUGUGUGCCGCUGGGAGGAGUGUUCCAGGGAGCAGAAGCCCUUCAAGGCCCAGUACAUGCUAGUGGUCCACAUGCGCAGACACACUGGGGAGAAGCCACACAAGUGCACGUUUGAGGGCUGUGCCAAGGCUUACUCACGGCUGGAGAACCUGAAGACCCACCUGCGCUCGCACACGGGAGAGAAGCCCUACGUCUGUGAGCACGAGGGCUGCAACAAGGCCUUCUCCAACGCCUCCGACCGCGCCAAGCACCAGAACCGCACACACUCCAACGAGAAACCCUACAUCUGUAAGAUCCCGGGCUGCACUAAACGCUACACUGACCCCAGCUCCCUGCGCAAGCACGUCAAGACAGUGCACGGCCCAGAGGCGCACGUCACCAAGAAGCAGCGGGGGGACACACACCCCCGGCCCCCUCUGCCUCCCCGCGACCCCAGCAGCAACAGCCAGAGCAGGUCCCCGGGACAGCUGCCCAUGGGCUUCACCGACCAAAGGGACUACAACCACACUACCUCAAAGCAGGACGAGUGCCUGCAGGUCAAGUCCAUCAAGACCGAGAAGCCCAUGGCGUCUCAGCCAAGCCCUGGCGGUCAGUCUACAUGCAGUGACCAGUCCCCCCUCGGCGCCCAUUCCGGCAGUGGAAUCCGGCUUGCUGUGAGCGGGGGCGGCGACGUGGAGGAGGAGGAAGAGGAGGAGGACGAGGAGGACACCCCUAUCAUGGAUUCCACCGUGUCGACCGCCACCUCCGCCACGCUAGCGCUGCAGGCCCGCCGCAGCGUGGCGCACCCGCUGCGCUGGAUGGAGCAUGUGAAGAUGGAGAGGCUGAAGCAGGUCAAUGGCGUCCUGCCCAAGCUGGGCCCCCACUCCCCCAAAGGCCCCGCCCUGCCUCCCAUCAUAGGAAACGGCUCAUACCCAGUCCAGAGUGGCUGUGGGGGGGUGUCCCAGCUGCCCCCGCGGCCGGAGCUGUGCGGUGCGGAGCUGACAGUGCUGAGCCUGCUGAAGGAACGGCGGGACAGCGGCGGCAGCACCGCCAGCUCCGCCUACCUGAGCAGCAGCCGCCGCUCGUCCGGCAUCUCGCCCUGCUUCUCUAGCCGCCGCUCCAGCCAGGCCUCGCAGGCCGAGGUGGCGCAGCACCGGUGCCACCGCAACACCAGCGCCGCCGACUCCUACGACCCCAUCUCCACCGACGCCUCCCGCCGCUCCAGCGAGGCCAGCCAGUGUGGAGGAGUGGGGGGAGGAGGAGGAGGGGGAGGGGGCGGGCCGGUGUGGGGUGGCGGAGGGACGUGCGGCGGCUCGGGGGGCGCGCUCAACCUCACCCCGGCGCAGCACUACCGGCUGAAGGCCAAGUACGCAGCUGCCACAGGCGGCCCGCCGCCCACACCGCUGCCCAACAUGGAGCGCAUGAGCCUGAAGACGCGCGUGGCCAUGAUGGGGGAGUGUGGGGAGGCUGGCGCCCACCAUGCACUCCCCCCUCUGACUGCGCCGCGUAGGUCCAGCGACGGGGGCGCCAUCAACAGCAAUGGGCUCCACGCCGGCGGCUAUGGCGGGUAUAGCCGCAGGGGACUGUUCCCGCAUGAGCCUCCGGGGAACCCCGAGAGGAGGGCCAGCGAUCCUGUGCGAGUGCAGGGCCCUGCCGCCUUCAGCAGGCCCCGAGUGCAGCGAUUCAGCAGCCUCAACAGCAUGCAGCCGCUGCCCCCGCUGCCCGGGGCCCAGUUCCCCGCGGAGGGGCAGGGCCUGAAGCUGCAGAGCUGCGCACGCUCCGACGGGAACCUGCGCCACGGUCUGCCCUCGCCCUGCCCGCCCAGCAUCAGCGAGAACACCGCACUGGAGGCGCUGGCCAUGGAGGAGAGCAGCCUGCUCAGCGACGAGGACAUGCUGCCCGACGACAUGCUGCAGUACCUCCAUUCCCAGGGGCAGGCCGGACUGUACGGCCAUUCCAACGGCACGGCGCCCAGUGACGGCUCGGGCUCGCUUGACCCCUGCCUCCUGGGACACCCCAGCGACUACGGCCCGCUGUCGGGGCACCGGCUCAGCCAGCCUUUCCACAGCCCGGAGCAAGCGCUGGGGGAAGAGCCUGGCAAAGAGGUGAUGCCCAUCCAAUGGAAUGAGGUGAGCUCGGGGAGCGCCGACAGGUCGCCGCUGAAGCAGCAGCAGCAGCAGCAGAGGUACGGCAGGUGGCCGGGGUCAGAGCACGGCCUCUCCGGCUGGCCUUUGGGUACGUUCAGCAACAUGAUGGUACAGCAGCAGCCAAUGUAUCCCUCUGGCGACUCCAAGGACUGCCUGAACCAGUGCGCCUUUCAGCAGAGCAGUUUCUCACAAAUGGGAUCAUUCGGCGGCAACCAUGGAGACCUAGGUGACGGUAGGGGAGUCACCAUGCUGCACGGGCAAGGGAUGAAGACAGGGAAGCGGCAGUCGUGCAGGAUAAGCUCAGGGAAGUCGGAGGUGUCCUACACCAUGUGCCCAGAGAUGCAGAGGAACAGUUUGCUGCCUGGGCAUGGCUUCUCCCAGCCCAGCUUCCCCCAGAAUCCCCUGCAGACAUCUGCUUCACCACAGGUGAGCUUUCCACAGAGCCACCUCGUCAGCCGCCAGCACAGCAACAGCCUGCUCUUCUCUCGGGCGCACCAGAGCUGCAUCUCCCAACCCGCGGAGCUCCACCUCCAUGGCCAGGCAGCGGCGGGCCCUGCCGUGGCCAGCGGGAGCUGCAGGAGCUCAGGGAAGCAGCAGCUGUACCCGAAGGAGCAGAGCGCCGCCAUCCCGAGCCAGCAGCCCUUCUCCAGGAAUGGGGUAGGGUUCAACGGCUCCCUGUCCCACCAGGUCUCUGGCUUGAAGCUGGAGGCCACGGAAAACAUCCAGGCCAGCUCCUGCACCGCACUGCAGCAGCAGCAGCAGGGCAUCCUCCAGCAUGGGUUUGAGGACCGUGGCAUCUGCUUUGAACCGGCAGAUGUCAAGAAGUCAUCCUUCUCCGACCCACAGGACCCGUGCCUCCUAGAUACGAUGACUGUGGAGCAGACGCUGCCGGCAGACGGCCCGGCAAUUCUCUCCCCGGACGCCGACCAGGUGACCAGCACUGUGGACAGCGGCGUCAGCAUCCUGGACGGCGUGGCGCUUGACUUCGAUGCCAUCCUGGACGACGGGUACGACCACAGCAGCCUGAUUUCAGGCGUCAUUAGCCCCGGAAUCUUCCAGAACCUCUCCCGCAACUCAUCCCGCCUCACCACCCCACGCACCUCUGUCACAUUCCAUGGAGCGUCCGCCGGACUCGGCAACAUGGCCAUCGGGGACAUGAGCUCUCUCCUGACCACGCUCGCUGAGGAGAACAAAUUUCUGGCCCUCAUGCAGUAGCUGCUCUGUCCUGUGGGGCCAACGACAGGACAAA
This is a messenger RNA of Megalops cyprinoides (Indo-Pacific tarpon), 5371 nucleotides long. RefSeq names its product GLI family zinc finger 3 (gene gli3). Gene Ontology annotation, cellular component: nucleus. Lineage: Eukaryota; Metazoa; Chordata; Actinopteri; Elopiformes; Megalopidae. Gene Ontology annotation, biological process: regulation of transcription by RNA polymerase II; smoothened signaling pathway. Gene Ontology annotation, molecular function: RNA polymerase II cis-regulatory region sequence-specific DNA binding; DNA-binding transcription factor activity, RNA polymerase II-specific. The record is from RefSeq and is a predicted model, not a curated record. The transcript is spliced from 15 exons. The coding region runs from base 439 to 5337 and encodes 1632 amino acids.